AUGAACCUGCCGGGAGCUGAGCGCCUUCGCCCCACGCCGCCGCGCAGCCUCCGGGGCUCCGAAGGGGAAGACGGUGAAAUCGAUAUUCUGGGAGAGGAAGAAGAUGAAGAUGACGACGAGGAGGAAGAGGACCACGUGGAGAUCAAAGUGAGCCCACAGUUCUUAGAGCAGCUGCACCAGCAGGAGCCGCCGGGGGCGCGGCAGGGCGCGAAGCCGGGAGAGCGCACCGAGAGCAGCGGUUGCCCAAGCGACUCCCCGGAGUUUGGCACCAAGUUCAGGGCCUCGACCGGGUCUGCGACGGCCUCUGGAGACGCCCCUCAGCCCGCGAAGCCCCCCUACUCCUACAUCGCGCUCAUCACCAUGGCCAUCCUGCAGAGCCCACACAAGCGCCUCACGCUGAGCGGCAUCUGCGCCUUCAUCAGCGGCCGCUUCCCCUAUUACCGCCGCAAGUUCCCGGCCUGGCAGAACAGCAUCCGCCACAACCUCUCGCUCAACGACUGCUUCGUCAAGAUCCCCCGGGAGCCCGGCCACCCGGGCAAGGGCAACUACUGGAGCCUGGACCCCGCCUCCCAGGACAUGUUCGACAACGGCAGCUUCCUUCGGCGCAGGAAGCGCUUCAAGCGCCACCACCAGCCCCCGGGAGCCCACCUGCAUCACCCCUUCCCCCUCCCCGUAGUGCCCGCCACCCUGCACGGUCCCUACCCGGGCCUGCUGCCUGGGUCCCCGGCCCCGCCGCAGCCCGUCCCCGGGGCCUGCCCUGCCGCCGCCCCCCGGAGCCGCCCGUGCGCUCUGCUGCACCCUCAUCCCCUUCGCUACCUGCUGCUGUCCGCCCCUGUCUACUCUGAGGCGCCAAGGAAAGUGCAAGGCGGGGACCUGGUGACCCCCGGCGCCGCCCUUGCAGCACUGCAGCCCCCACUGGGCUUCCAGCCUUGGGAGGGGGGCAAGGGGCUGGCAUCGAGACAGGUCGGCGGAUGCCCCUCCUUCAGCAUCGAAAGUAUCAUGCAAGGGGGCCGAGGAGGGGGUACAGCGACCGCGCAGAAUCUGUCCUGGACCCCGUGGGGCUACUGUCACCUGCUGCAGCGCCCGCCCUGCCUGUUGCACACCCAGGCUGCCACCCCUGGUUCCCCGUGUCCGCUGCCGCCUCAUCCACUGCCCGGAGAAUGUUGCAGCCGCCGCCGCCGCCGCCGCCGCAGCAGCAGCAGCACCAGGACUGUGCCAGCAAAGGCGCGCUGCUGGGCCGGCACCUGUCUGCCGCCGUGGCGCUGCUGGGGCGUCCGCCGGGAGCGGAGGGCUCCAGGCAGAUGUCCUGCGGAGAGGGGACCUCGCCCGCAUUUUGAGUAG
Myotis lucifugus (little brown bat) is the source of this 1341-nucleotide messenger RNA. It is a transcript of the gene FOXD4, whose product is annotated as forkhead box protein D4-like 1. Gene Ontology annotation, biological process: cell differentiation; regulation of transcription by RNA polymerase II; anatomical structure morphogenesis. The coding region runs from base 1 to 1341 and encodes 446 amino acids. The record is from RefSeq and is a predicted model, not a curated record. Gene Ontology annotation, molecular function: DNA-binding transcription factor activity, RNA polymerase II-specific; RNA polymerase II cis-regulatory region sequence-specific DNA binding. The transcript has a single exon. NCBI's taxonomy places the organism in Eukaryota, Metazoa, Chordata, Mammalia, Chiroptera, Vespertilionidae.